Mercurialis annua (annual mercury) is the source of this 2342-nucleotide messenger RNA. RefSeq lists its product as uncharacterized. Lineage: Eukaryota; Viridiplantae; Streptophyta; Magnoliopsida; Malpighiales; Euphorbiaceae. The transcript is spliced from 5 exons. The coding region runs from base 1192 to 2211 and encodes 339 amino acids. The record is from RefSeq and is a predicted model, not a curated record.
CCGGCGUGUGUUUCCAAGUGGAGUGUCUUAACAACACCUCCUUCUUUAGAAGAACAUACCGAGUUUCUAUGGGUCCUAAUAUGCAAGUUCAUCAUGUGCCCCUCCUCUGGCACUCCUACCAAGGAAUAUUGGAAACUUGCAAGUAAUUUAGCCAACGGGACUUUUGUGGCUUUGGGGCCUGUGUUGUUAGGCGCCCUCUACUAUGCUUUUGAGCAGUCUGUUACUACUCACCUCUUGGCCAAGUUAGAUGGUCAUGUGUGGUUGUUACAGUUGUGGAUUUUUACCUACUUCCCAGAGCUAAUGGGUGUAGGGGUAGGUACCUUGUGCACUCCUGUUGUGGAUCUUUUGGCAGUCAAGUGUUGUUUUGAGGAGACCGCCGUCUUUGAUUUUCUUUUUGAACGCACAGCUAGGGAAACCUCGGCUUUGUCCGUUUUUGAUCAUCACUCAUAUAUUCCUCAGUGGAUGGACAUUUUCUCAGGGAAGCCAGGUACACUCCUCCUUAUCAAAAGAAAGCUCUUUUGUGCCUUUACUACCUCUAGGAUGUUAUUUUUAGGAGGGUCUCAGGCCUUCUCUACUCGUGCUUCUAGCCAACAUUGUGUGUCAAAGUUGUACAUGAGUAGCCUUUGGGGUAGGCAGUUUGGGCUUAACCUUUCUCAAAUUCAUCCUUACCUUGAACAACAUGAUGGUGAGUGGACAAGAUCUACUGUAUAGCAGCUUGUCAAGGUAUAUGGUUAUUAUCGUUGUCCUGUGGUAGAGAAUUUGAUUCCAUAUGACUUUGCCUCUUGGUGGGACGAGCGGUUUCAACUCAUUCUGUCCAAAAACGCAGGGAAAGAAGCAAGGCUGCUAGUUCAACCUCCUCAAAAGCCUACUCCAGUGAGCAAGCCUAAGAAACAGGCUAAGAAAAAGAAUCGCAACACCUCUUCAGAGUCAUCUUUUGAGAAGACGGAAUUGCCUAAGACACAAACUAAAAGGAAGAGUCGUGACACUUCUUCGGAUUCGUCUUUUGAGAGGACAGAAUUGCCUAAGACUAGGCAGUCGGGGAGACUCCUCAAAGUAGCCAAAAAACAACAUGCUGGACCUCCUGAGACUGUGGUCUUGGAAGAUGAUUCUGAGGAUGAUCAACUUCUGGACCUACUUCACGAAGCCGCUCAUACAGAAGAAACAACGCUAGAUGUUGAUUCUGAGGCGGCCAUGGAUAGAGAGGAUGAUGGAGUCCUUGACGCACAAGGUAUGGAGCAUUCAGGGGAGCAAUGCUCCAAGUCAGCCUCCGAGUCAACUUCUAAAGGCUCCAAGUCAGUCUCUGAGCCAACUUCUAAAGGCUCCAAGUCAGAGUCUGCUUCUAAAAGUUCUAGGUCAGCCUCUGAGCCAACUUCUAAAGGCUCCAAGUCAGCUUCUGAGUCUGUCUCCAAAGGCUCCAAGUCAGCCUCUGAAAAAGAUUCGGCUACCUCCACUGAAUCCAAGGAACCUUUAUCGCAAAUUAAGAAACUUUCUUCGAUAAUAGCAGAAGACCAAGACCUGGUAGAUUUAAGCUUCUUGGACGAGAUGAGCACCCCGGAAGCUAGUGUUUCUUUUGUCCCUUUGCCGGCUGACGUCGAGAGAGCUGUUUCUUUAGUCAAGCAUGUCCUCGGCCAGCACAUUUCUAUUGUUACAGAUUCCCAGAGAGAAGAUCUCAUUUCCUCUCUCCAUAUUCUACGCCUUGUUCCUGACUCCGUUGUCACUGAUGAAGUAGAGAAAGAUAUUCUGGGUUCGCUCAACUUGUGGAGGUCUUGUGUUGAGAUCGAGUCAAAUGACCUCCCCAAGUUGAAAUCUUCGAAAGCAGAUAACGCCAGGUAUUUAUCUUUGGGAUCUAAAAGGCAAGAAGUAGCUCAAAAACUACGAGACCUAGAAGCUAGUGGUGAGGCCUUUGAAAAGGAGAUUGAACAACUGGAAACUGCUAUUCUAGCUUUAAAGAGUAAGCAGCUUGAUCUUGUGGUGGAAGGCAAACUUCUAGCCGAGGAAUAUCAAGGAAUCAACUCUCAACUCCAGCCUCUUCAUACUACCAUUCAAGAGAAGAAAAAUGACAUGGUCUCAUGGGUACAAAAUUGUGCUAAGGCUCGUCAAGACAAAGUUGUUUGCCAAUCGAAGUGGAGAAAGUUGCAAGGCCUUUUCUCAGAUUCUUCACCUACUCCAAUGUUGGCUUCCUCUACCUCCACCAACACCACAGCUCCUUGAUGAUUUUCUUUUAUUUUGUAUAUGAACUGUGUUAUGUAGUUUAGCUUUAGAAUUGGUGACUUUUGUUGAACCAAAAGACUUUGCUUUUGGCUUUUGAAUUUUCUUUUUAUAUAACAGGACACUUUUGCUUA